UGAAGAACGUUAAUAUUCAUAUAAUUAAACCAUGCUACGUUGUGAUUGGACCACAAUUCAAAAUACUAUUUAUAAUUUAGAGGCUAUUGGUUAGAUGAGUCAUGUAGGCGUAUUCAUAAUUUUAAUUUAAAAACUGCAAGUUGAACCAGACGUGUCAGUUUGUGAAUCCAUCUGUCUAGAGAUAUCCACGGCAAUUAUCCACGGUUUUACUGUUGGGUAUUUUUACCCUAACAGACGACUCUUUGCGUAUUAAAUUGGUGAUGGGCAUACUUUUUUACUGAAUUUACACUUUACUUUUCUCCGGAUAUAUUUAAUUAAACAAUGUUGGAUAAACGUUGUAUCGACCUGCACUUGGAUCUGGAUGCCAAAGGAAAAAGCGGUAAAGAAUCAUUUGAGAAUCAUUAUCACAUUGGUGCACUUCUGGGAAGCGGAGGAUUUGGGUCGGUCUUUGCUGGGCAACGCAUCUCAGAUGGUCUGCAGGUGGCUGUUAAACAAAUUUCAAGUGACCGAGUUCAGCAGUGGGUGCGAUUGCCAGAUGAACCCAACCUGGUACCCAUGGAGAUUGCCCUGCUUUUGAAGCUGGGCACUGGUGCAGGAACCUGGCACCAAAGCGUGAUCAGGAUGCUAGACUGGUUCAAGGUGCCAGGACAGGGAUUUCUCAUUGUCUUUGAAAGACCACUACCGUGUCAGGACCUCUUUGACUUUAUCACAGAGCAGGGAGCAGUGAAUGAGUCACUUGCACAAAGGUUCAUGCGCCAGAUAGUGGAAGCUCUGCAGUUUUGUCAAGCACAUGGGAUUGUGCAUAGGGAUGUGAAGGAUGAAAAUAUUUUAGUAGACACUCGAACAGGAGACAUUAAAAUCAUUGACUUUGGCUCUGGUGCCCUGCUCAAGGACACUGCUUACACAGAAUUUGAGGGCACCAGAGUGUACAGUCCUCCUGAGUGGAUCCUACAUCAGCACUACCAUGCCCAAUCACUGACUGUCUGGUCACUGGGAGUUCUUCUCUUUGACAUGGUUUGUGGGGACAUCCCGUUUGAGAGGGACAGCGAAAUUGUGCAGGCUACACCAGGUUUUACCAAACGCAUUUCAAAAGAGUGCCAGUCUUUGGUACGUUGGUGCCUAGCAUACAGACCAGAGGAUAGACCAAGCUUAGAAGAGAUUUUACUUCAUCCCUGGAUGGAGUCAUCUGAUGACCGUGGAUACAUACAUGGGGAAGACACCUCUUUGUCAAGCCUAUGAGUUCCAGAUACUAUUGUAUGAUUAAAGAAUCCAUUGUCAUUUUGUAUGUGCUCAACUAAUCAGGUCCCCUUGGGAAAACAUUUUAUUAUUUAAGUGUUUAAAUAUUUUAUUUAAAUUUUACAGGUAAUAUUUCAAAACAUUUUGACUCAUGUGCAUAGGUCUAAAUUAUCAAUACAUGUUUUACAUAAUGUUACAUUCCAUAGUUUUAUAGACUACUGGGACGAUAUAUUUAUGAUUGACUUUUGAUUAUUUAAAGGUAUUUAUUGCAAAUACUAUUUAUUUAUCUUCAGGGGUGAGUCACGUCAAAGUUUCUGAUACCAUUUCAUUCUAUAAUUUUAUGGGAUUUAGUUGAGAUCACAUACUUGACAUAAGUGAAAACCUGGUUUUACAGGUUAAUGUACCUCGAAUUAGGAGGAAUAAAGAACUACAUAACCUGUGGUAAAUGAUCAAUUCAGGGAACUUCAUUGAUUAUCCUCAUGAGGCAUCGGUAAUGACACUGGCAACAUCCCUAUGGACAUACAAGGCAGACUUGCUUCAUACAGUGGACUUAGAGAAGAGCUGAGUCUUGGGAAUUUGACUUUGACACUGUUUUCUUCUAAAAAGAAAGGCAUUUGUUUGUCAGUUUCUCCCUAUAGCAUGUGCAGUAGGAUGUACAUCCAGGAUGUAUCAAAUAAUAUUGUUCAUUCACUUUUAGAAUGUCUGUGGAUUUGUUUGUGCUUCAAAAUUCCUGACUAGGAAUAAUGUAUUUUUUCCAAUGGAGUUUGAAUAUUUUCCUGAAGGUUCAUAAACAACCUUAACUGCCUCUGUAUUUUAAAUGCAGUUGUGCUCAAAAUGUGCAUACCCUUAGAGAAUUGGUAAUAUAUGUACCAUUUGUAGGGUCA
Esox lucius (northern pike) is the source of this 2120-nucleotide messenger RNA. RefSeq names its product Pim-2 proto-oncogene, serine/threonine kinase (gene pim2). Bases 322 to 1239 code for a protein of 305 amino acids. The transcript is spliced from 7 exons. Gene Ontology annotation, molecular function: ATP binding; protein serine/threonine kinase activity. Gene Ontology annotation, cellular component: cytoplasm. Gene Ontology annotation, biological process: regulation of mitotic cell cycle; negative regulation of apoptotic process; protein autophosphorylation. Lineage: Eukaryota; Metazoa; Chordata; Actinopteri; Esociformes; Esocidae. The record is from RefSeq and is a predicted model, not a curated record.